Messenger RNA from Penicillium maclennaniae, 612 nucleotides. RefSeq lists its product as uncharacterized. The transcript has a single exon. The record is from RefSeq and is a predicted model, not a curated record. Bases 1 to 612 code for a protein of 203 amino acids. NCBI's taxonomy places the organism in Eukaryota, Fungi, Ascomycota, Eurotiomycetes, Eurotiales, Aspergillaceae.
AUGGCCGCCGACGCCAUGUCCUCACGCCAACUUCUCACAGCCCUUUUCGGGUCCUUACGCAAUUCCCGCUGGACUCUGAGCCGUACACUGCGAAGCGAGAACCCCCUGGAUCUCAAUGGUGAAUUGCGGGGCACAGCCACCUUUACCGCGCUUCCCAACUCCGAUCACGACUGGCUCUACAGUGAAGAGGGCGAGAUUCCGGGAACACCUGGCAGUGGCAAUGCAUUGGCAGGACUGCGCUGGACUAAGAAAUACAUUUGGCGGACGACCGAUGCGGACAAAAUUAGCGUGUGGUUUGUGAAGGUCGCCCCGGGUCCCGACGAGGCAGACUACCUUUUCCACGACUUUGACUUUGACACCGCAUCCGAUGAAGCCGAAAGCAAGUCAGAAUUUGUGACUGCCCCUAUACCUCCCACAGUGACACCUGAUAGCGACACCACGGUGAUCGCGGCGCGUGGGAACCAUCUCUGCAUCAACGACAUGUAUCGCACUGCGUACGCGUUUCGCAUCCGCCCUGAGACGGGGGAAGUUGUGAGCUGGGCCAGUCGACAUGUGGUUCAAGGUCCGAAGAAAGACCAGGAUAUCAUCAAUCGGUACGAGAGAAGCACGUAG